Messenger RNA from Plasmopara halstedii, 153 nucleotides. RefSeq lists its product as uncharacterized. Lineage: Eukaryota; Oomycota; Peronosporomycetes; Peronosporales; Peronosporaceae. The record is from RefSeq and is a predicted model, not a curated record. The coding region runs from base 1 to 153 and encodes 50 amino acids. The transcript is spliced from 2 exons.
AUGGCAAGGGGUACCAGGUUCGGCCGGGGUGUUGUACAGCUUGCAUACAAGAAGGUUGAGCCUAAGGACUCCACAUUAAACGUCGUACAGAAGAGUUGGAUGAUUAUACAUCUGCUUUUCUAUCUUUAUCAUAAAUCUACAUGUAAGGAAUAG